Kwoniella shivajii is the source of this 1188-nucleotide messenger RNA. RefSeq lists its product as uncharacterized. Gene Ontology annotation, molecular function: DNA-binding transcription activator activity, RNA polymerase II-specific; protein heterodimerization activity; RNA polymerase II cis-regulatory region sequence-specific DNA binding. Gene Ontology annotation, biological process: regulation of transcription by RNA polymerase II. The record is from RefSeq and is a predicted model, not a curated record. NCBI's taxonomy places the organism in Eukaryota, Fungi, Basidiomycota, Tremellomycetes, Tremellales, Cryptococcaceae. Bases 1 to 1188 code for a protein of 395 amino acids. Gene Ontology annotation, cellular component: CCAAT-binding factor complex; nucleus. The transcript has 4 exons.
AUGAAUCCAUCAUAUUUCCUUCCCAAUCAGUUCGCAGCUGGACCAUCUAAUUACUCUGCAUCGUCAGGAGGAUCUUCUUCAUCUUCUUCAUCAUCGCCUGAGCCCGGAGCUGGAGCUGGAAUUGGAAGUGAACAUGGAGCUGGAAGUGGAAUUGGGAUGAAUCUUGGAGAUGGACGUUCCAAUCAUCAAAUGUCAACGGCAACUUCUCAUCAUAAUGUCACGGUCGGAUCCACUUCUAACACUCAUAGCAAUAACAAGCAUAGUAAUCACCGAGAUCCUCAUCCACAUUUACACCAGCAGCAUCCACAUCAACAACACCAACAUCAACAACAUCAACAACACCAACAACACCAACACCAACAACAUCAACAUCAACAUCAACAACAUCAACAACAUCAACAUCAACAUCAACAUCAACAGACACAAACGCAACCACAACAGAGAACGUAUCUAACACAAGCAGAACAAAGACAAGCGUUACAUCCACCUUCUCAAGGACCUUUAAUAGCUCCUCAUCAAGAUCUGAAUAGUUUUUUAGAAAGUUUCUGGACAAGACAAAUGGAUAAUGUUGAAGGUGAAAUACCAGAUUGGAAAUCAUAUAAUUUACCUUUGGCCAGGAUAAAGAAAGUUAUGAAAAGUGAUGAAGAAGUCAGAGUGAGUCAAUCAAUGGAAAAUCGAGCUCUCCUUUGGGCAUUGGAGAUGAUCUCAGCUGAAGCACCUAUCAUGUUUUCGAAAGCGUGCGAAAUUUUCAUAUCAGAACUAACAUGUAGAGCAUGGUUAGUAGCUGAAUCACACAAAAGACGUACAUUACAAAAAUCAGAUGUGGCAGCCGCAAUAGCUUUUUCAGACAUGUUUGAUUUCUUAAUUGAUAUCGUACCGAGAGAUGAUGGAUCCAACUCCUCUAAUGAAGCUCCGCCAGGAGGACAGGAAACGGGCACGGGCACGGGAACGGCGGAAACAACGCAAGCGGGUCAAGGAGAAAUUGGGGAUGCAAGUGUCAAUGUUGAAGGAGAAGCAAAUGGACAGGGACGUGGAAAUGGGAUUGAUGAACAAGAUCAUGGUGUAGAUCAUAAUUCACAAAAUGAACUAUCUCACAAUCAGCGUCAGGAACACGAUCAAGGUUUAGGUCUAAGUACAGCCGUGGUUGAAGGGGAUGAUCUAUAUAAUGAAUAUGUACAUGAAGAUUGA